Molecule: messenger RNA, 786 nt
Organism: Suillus fuscotomentosus
Lineage: Eukaryota; Fungi; Basidiomycota; Agaricomycetes; Boletales; Suillaceae
Product: Phospholipase/carboxylesterase/thioesterase
Exons: 3
Coding region: 1-786 (261 amino acids)
Biological process (GO): protein depalmitoylation
Cellular component (GO): cytoplasm
Molecular function (GO): carboxylic ester hydrolase activity; palmitoyl-(protein) hydrolase activity
Source: RefSeq, a predicted model, not a curated record
AUGUCUUUACCACUAACUUUUGCGACCAUAACCCCAAAGACGAAGCACACCGCCACGGUCAUAUUUGCUCAUGGACUGGGAGAUAGUGGUCUGGAGUUCUCAAACAACAAGGAGAUGCGCACGAUAGCAUUCCAGCUUCCACACAUCAAGUGGGUGUUCCCUAAUGCGCCUGAGCGCUCCAUUACCGCAUGGAAAGGAGACACAAGGAGGCGAAGUUCAACUAGGGGCUGGCUUGACGUCUUGCGCGAGCCUUUGACAUAUUUGUCGGAAGACGACGACAUUCAGGAGUAUGAUGAGGGAAUCAUGCAAAGCGUCAAGCAUUUAGAUGCCUUUAUCCAGUCUGAGAUCGAUUCAGGAAUUUCACAGGAACGUAUCGUGCUUGGGGGAUUUGGCCAAGGGGGAGCGAUAUCCCUGAUCGCCGGUUUGGGUGGCAGUCAGUGGAGGGGUGGUUCUGACAUGCAAGAUGGUUGGAAGUUGGGAGGAGUCAUAUGUCUAGGUGGUUGGCUCCCCAUGCGAGACAAAUACAAAAAGCGGUUGUCCAUGCACGCAUCUACGAUACCCGUGUUCUGGGGUCAUGGGGUGCAGAAUGAAUCUGUGACCUGGGAUCUGAGCUGGGAGUCGGCCAAUUUCAUGGGAGAUAGACUGGAAGUGAGAUAUGGACAGUAUACGAAGGUGGGAGAGCCGGGUGUGAGCUUCAUGUCGUACGGCGUAGCGACACUGUUGGCUGAAUCUGAGAUGGAUGACCUGAGGUUGUUCUUAAAAAAGGUCUUUCCUUUGGAAGGAUAG